Molecule: messenger RNA, 1890 nt
Organism: Phanerochaete carnosa HHB-10118-sp
Lineage: Eukaryota; Fungi; Basidiomycota; Agaricomycetes; Polyporales; Phanerochaetaceae
Exons: 5
Coding region: 58-1653 (531 amino acids)
Biological process (GO): transmembrane transport; carbohydrate transport
Cellular component (GO): membrane
Molecular function (GO): carbohydrate:proton symporter activity
Source: RefSeq, a predicted model, not a curated record
CCCACAUCGCUUCCCCACCGCUCACUCUCGCUUUCACAAGCCGAGUCAACAACUAUCAUGCCUGGUGGUCCCGCUGCAUCCGGCCCCGGCCUCGGUGCCAAUGCACCAAAGAGCAAGGUCGCCGGCAUCGUCAUGGUCUCCUUCGCCGCCUUCGCUGGUAUCCUCUUCGGUUAUGACACAGGAACCAUCUCUGGUAUCACGGCCAUGAAGGACUUCCUCCGUCUUUACGGCAAGCCCACCACUGACUUUGCCAACCACCCCACCGGCUACGCUAUCACCUCCGCCCAGCAGUCUCUCGUCACCUCCAUCCUCUCCGCGGGUACCUUCUUUGGUGCGCUCUUCGGUGCGUACGUCGCCGAUAAGCUAGGCCGUCGCGGCGGCGUCUUCCUCGCCACCGCCGUCUUCUCCCUCGGCGUCGCGCUCCAGACCGGCUCCCACCAGUGGGCCGCCUUCAUCAUCGGCCGUGUCUUCGCCGGUCUCGGCGUCGGCCUCGUCUCGGUCCUCAUCCCCAUGUACCAGUCCGAGUGCUCGCCCAAGUGGAUCCGUGGUGCCGUCGUCUCGGGCUACCAGUGGGCGAUCACGAUCGGCCUCCUCCUCGCCUCGGUCGUCAACAACGCCACCAAGGACCGCGACGAUCACUCGGCAUGGCGGAUCCCCACCGGCGUCCAGCUCAUCUGGGCGUUCAUCCUCACCGUCGGCAUGUUCUGGCUGCCCGAGUCCCCUCGUUUCCUGAUCAAACAGGGACGCGACGCAGCUGCUGCCAAGUCGUUCUCCCGCCUCACGUCACUUGACCCCUCCGACCCUGAGAUCGAGGUCGAACUCAACGACAUCCGCGCAAACCUCAAGGAGGAGCAGGAGCUCGGCGAGAGCAGCUACAUUGACUGUUUCCGGCCCAGCCACAACAAGAUCGCCCUCCGUACCCUCUCCGGUAUCUUCAUCCAGGCGUGGCAGCAGCUCACCGGUAUCAACUUCAUCUUCUAUUACGGCACGACCUUCUUCGCCAACUCGGGCAUCAAAAAUCCCUUCCUGACUUCGGUGGCGACCAACAUCGUCAACGUGUUCAUGACUCUCCCCGGCAUGUGGGGUAUCGAGCGUUUCGGCCGUCGCCCACUGCUCAUCUGGGGUGCCGUCGUGAUGUGCAUCUGCGAGUUCCUCGUCGCGAUCAUCGGCGUCACCAUCUCGGUGAACAACUCGUCCGGUCAGAAAGCCCUCGUCGCGCUCGUGUGCAUCUACAUCGCCGCGUUCGCCUCGACCUGGGGUCCCAUCGCCUGGGUCGUCGUCGGCGAGAUCUUCCCGCUCAACGUCCGUGCCAAGGCCAUGUCCCUCGCCGUCGCGUCCAACUGGCUCUGGAACUUCGGUAUCGGCUACGCCACGCCCUUCCUCGUCAACUCCGGCCCGGGCAACGCCGACCUCCAGGCCAAGGUGUUCUUCGUCUGGGGCUCGACCUGCGCGUGCUGCGUCGUCUUUGCCUUCUUCUGCAUCCCCGAGACCAAGGGCCUCUCGCUCGAGCAGGUCGACCUCCUCUACCAGAACUCGACGCCUCUCACCUCGGCGCGCUACCGUCGCGAGAUCGUCGCGAACGAUGUUCACGCCGCGGAUCUCGCAGCGGGCCAGCACCACCUGCACGUCGACGAGAAGGACGAAAAGGUCUGAGCGGCCGUUGCCUCCCCCCUUCCCCCCCUCCUCUCCGCCCUCGCCCCCACACAUUUCUCAUUGGGGCUCGGCGUUGUACGACUAGUUAUUAUUCCACACGCGCACAGAGACACCCCACCCCCCGCUUCGCCACAUUGUUGUUUCUACGAGUAUAACGUAGGCAUGUAGCAACGACGCCCGUUCAUGACCUUUCGAUGCAUUGGUACAUAAUGAAUAAUCUCAUCUCUAUCGCAUCUC